This is a messenger RNA of Tetrahymena thermophila SB210, 1062 nucleotides long. Its product is annotated as biopterin-dependent aromatic amino acid hydroxylase. Gene Ontology annotation, molecular function: oxidoreductase activity, acting on paired donors, with incorporation or reduction of molecular oxygen, reduced pteridine as one donor, and incorporation of one atom of oxygen; iron ion binding. NCBI's taxonomy places the organism in Eukaryota, Ciliophora, Oligohymenophorea, Hymenostomatida, Tetrahymenidae. Gene Ontology annotation, biological process: aromatic amino acid metabolic process. The transcript is spliced from 6 exons. The record is from RefSeq and is a predicted model, not a curated record.
AUGUUCGUUUGUACCUUUGAGGGAAAUAGAAAAUACUAAAAUGUCCAAUAAGCAUUUUAAGAAUUAUAAUCUAAAUUUGAUAUUGUUAAAUUCUCAGAUGAAACUAACGUGGUUCCAUGGUUUCCCAGAGAUAGAAAUGAUCUUCAAUAUAUUGGACAAGAUUUGAUGCGUGUAGAAGAAGAUAAUUGUAAAGAUUCUUUAUAAUUCACUGAUACAGAAUAUAGAAAGAGAAGAGAUUAUAUUGCUUAGGUUUCUAAAAGUCACAUUUUAGGUUAGCCAAUUCCUAUUUUAGAAUAUACUGAAUAGGAAAAUUAAACAUGGAGAACUAUUUACAACAAGCUUAGCUCCUACCAUAAGGAUCUGUGCACUGACAGAUACAAUUAUAACAAAAGAUAACUAGAAAGGGAAUUAGGAAUAUAAAAUUAAAUUCCAUAGUUAAGAGAUUUAGAUGCUUAUCUUAGAUAAAAAACUAACUUCAAAAUUAAAGCCGCUCAUGGAAUUCUUUCUUAAAGAGAGUUUUUGAAUGCCUUAGCUCAUCGUGUGUUCUUUUCCACUUAAUAUAUUCGUCAUCACAAGACUGUAGAAUACACUCCUGAGCCUGAUAUUGUUCAUGAAGUCGUUGGACAUAUUCCUAUGUUUGCAGAUCCAGUAGUAGCAGAUAUAAGUCAAGAAAUCGGUUUAUUAAGCAUUGGCGCUAAUGAUGAAUAGUUGAGAAGACUUGGUAAUAUUUAUUGGUUCACUCUUGAAUUUGGUGCUUGUAAAGAAAAUGGUAAAAUGAAGGCUUAUGGAGCUGGUAUUAUAGGUUGCAUAGGUGAAUGCGAGCACUUCUUAAGUCAAAAUUCUAGAUUUAAAUACUUAGAUCCAUUCAAAGACUGUGAUCGUGAAUAUCCUAUUUAGAAAGUGUAACCAGUUUACUGUUAUACUAACUCAUUUGAAGAAUGCUUGGAAAGAUUAGUUAAAUUUGGAGAAUAAAUGAAAAAACCAAUGAAAACAUGGUAUGACUUCAACACAGAAACAAUCGAGUGUGACAGAAGAAUUAUUGCUACUGAUAAAUAUUAAUGA